This is a messenger RNA of Nilaparvata lugens (brown planthopper), 4075 nucleotides long. RefSeq lists its product as uncharacterized. The transcript is spliced from 23 exons. NCBI's taxonomy places the organism in Eukaryota, Metazoa, Arthropoda, Insecta, Hemiptera, Delphacidae. The record is from RefSeq and is a predicted model, not a curated record. Bases 822 to 3410 code for a protein of 862 amino acids.
AAUAAAGUAAACAAUGUAAUUACAUGGUACCUUUUUAUUUACUGUAGUAAAUAGUGAUAGUAUUUGUAGUAAUGGUUUUACGAAUAUGGAAUAAAUUAUAAUGAAUAGUACAGAACUACAGUGACAUAAUUUGUAAAUGAGUAACUGAUGUAACUUUACUCGGACACACUCAAGUUGGGUUAUUAAAUACCAUGAACACAGUUAAGAAUAUUUAAACAAGAAGUUUUUAUUGGAGUGCAUUGCUAUAAGUGUGGCAUUCUUGAAAUGUUUGUAUUCCUUCUAAAAUAAGGAAGAAGGGAAUCUUAGGAGUCCAUUUAAUCUUUUGAGUGACUGUACUAGGCUAGAGACUAGAGCUAUUUCUGGAAACACUUCUAUGUGACUGUACCACGGUAUUAUCCUGCUACUCGGUCGUGUGGUCCACAUAUCCUUUGUGACGGUGUUUGGAUAGCUUCUAGGUUGUUUUUCUGAUCUUAGUACUGUAGAGCCCAGACUUUGGAAAAAAAUAUUUUCCUGAUCCAAGUCCUGUGUAGAGUAAAGACCAGUUUUUAAUCGAUUUUAGUACUGUAUCACUGGAUUUUUUUCAUAUUGAAAUUCCUUAUUUAAUCUGUGUUGAGAUUUGAUUGUUCACAUCAGUAUAAUUGAUCAUAUAUUGAUGUUCAUAAGUAAAUAAAGUAUCAUAAGAUUGAGGCUUGUGUUGUGGAAUGGAUUCUCCAAGUUAUUAAAUAGCUUGAAAGUGUGUUGAGAAGUUAUCUUUAAAUUUUGAUUGGCGUUCGGUAUUCCAAUCUUUCAAAAUUAUCUCGAUUGCAUUAUUAAUUUUGCACAUGGCACAAGUUACCCUUCAAUACGUCAAUGAGCUUUGCUGGGUUCCUAGUCAACAACCUUGUCAUUAUUCACCAUCAGCACCAAAAAUGACCAUCAUUGAACCAAGAUUGAAAAUCGCUGCGUUGCAACAAAAAGUGGAUUGUUUAGAAAAAACGGUUAUCAACUUGGAGCAUACACUCACUGAGAAAGAGGAAUAUAUUAGAUCUAUGAAAACGUUUCAAAAUGAUCAAAAUACUAUAACGAUAUCUUGUGAUGAAUCUUCUCGAGAUGAAGCUAUGAGAAAGUUGACCUGUGACAUAAUUGAGUUCAACGCUCAACUUCAACAACGAGAUCAGUUUAUAGCUCGUCAACAAGAUACAAUUGAUUUCUUGCAAGGCUCUAUAGAAGUGGAACAUGCAGAACUUCAAUCAAUGAAAUUGCUGAAAGAAAAGGCAGAUGAAGAGAUCAAAAUGCUCAAAUCUAAGAUCAUUGAACUGGAAGCGGAUCUUGGUAACACUCAAGAGGCAACGCAAGAAAUGAGGAGCAGAUUGAAUGCAACUUGUAGAACAAUAUUCACUGAACUCAAAGAAAGAUUUGAUGAUUACUGCAAACAGACAUCAGCUCAAAUAGAAUCAGCAGAAAUGUUGAAAGCGUCCAAUACGCAGCUUUCGGAGCUGGUGGCAGAGCAGCAGCAGAAAUGCUUGGCAGCUCAAGACGAUGCAGCAGAGUUGCAAAAAUUAUUGCAAAAGCAAGAAAUUGAUAUAAAAUUGCUGAGUUCGGAGUUGAUAAAGAUUGAGGAAGAGAACUUACUCUUAGAAAAAAAGAAUACAGUGCAGAAUGAUAAAAUUCAGGAACUGCAGAGAACAGUCGACCUUAAUAAUACAAAAUCCUUGGAAAAUCAAUUAGAAUAUGAUAAGAGAGAAAAGGAAUAUCUUGGGAAAAUCGAGGAUCUUCAAUCAGCUAUCAAAUCGACUGAAGAAAAAUGCGCACAAUUGACUUUGGAAAAAGAUCUGAUAAAUAAUGAACUAAGCAAAGAAAAAAGGUUGAAUGAAAUGUACUGCCUUCGCAUGGAAGAAUUGAAAUCAAUUAUAAGCAAAAAACUCUCUGAGAAAAGACAGCAAGAUGAAGAGACUGAGGAAAUGAAAAUAAUCAUCAGAGACUUAAAAUCUGAACAAAAGAGUUUUGAAAAGCAAAUAGUGAAGUACAAAGAGGAACAAUCUCGUUUUUUGUUAAAGGAUUCUUCUUGGACUCAUAAAAUCAAACAAGGCCAAACUGAAGUGGAGAAAUUAACAUCCAUUCUAAAUGGCUUAAGAUGUGAUGUGGAUUAUUCUAAGAAAUUUCUUGAAAAUGAGAGAAUUCAUUAUUGUGAAACUAAUAAAAGAUUGAAAACCGCCUAUUCCUUACUAGGGACCAUAAGAUGUCAGAUAUCAGAAAAAGAAAAUAUAAUUAGCAAUCUACAAGAUUCGUUGUCACUCGCCAAUACAAAAGCAUGUCAGCAAAAGCAAAAGGUGAAAGAACUCGAACAAAGCGUUGAAAACUAUGAAGAAGAAAUCACAAAUCUUAAAAAUGUUCUAACAAAGACUUUGACUGAACAGGCUGACUCUGAGGAAGAAUCAUGUAAAAGGACUGAGGAAAUCAAGAGACUGCAUCUAGAAAUGAGUUGUUUGAAGCGUGAUAAAGAAAACAAGAUAAAAGAGCAUUUACGAGCAAGGAACAAUCUUGAAACCGAGCUAGUUCGAGUUCGCUGUGACUUACAAAAUGCAAUUGAAGAUUUGAAAAAAUUGAAACAAAGUAAAUUUCAACAGAUAUUCGCGAGGAGUGAACAUGAAGAGGAAAUAGCUCUUUUGAAGCAUUUGAUCACAGAACGGCAGUAUCAGUUGGAUCAGAAAGAAAAAGAAAUCAUGGCAAUCAAUUGUUACAACAAAGAGCUGCAUGAAGUUGUUGAAGAUAAAAACACGCAACUUACGGAUUUAUCUAAUGCAGCGGAAACUCUACAGCAAGAACUGAGUAGAACAACAAAAGAACUCGCUUUACUGUCCAAUAGGAAUCAGCAAUUGGAGUCAUCUAACCACAAUCAGAAACUAGAGGUGAUUCGGCUCCAGAAACUGGUAUGCGAUUUCCAGUUGAACAAAGCAAGCAAAGAAGUCGUCGACCAGCAAGCUGAAACACAGAAGAGUCUUGAAGCGCAACGAAAAAUGACCUACACGCUCAUACAUCAACUAAACUCCGCUCAAUCUAAGAUCUCAACUUUAACCAUGGAAAAGUGCAAUUUGGAGAAACUAAUUGGAGAACUGAGAUCAUUGAAUGACUGUCUCUCAGAAGAAGUUCAACAGUUUAAAGAUAGAAAAUCGUUCUAUUACAAUGAUGAAGCCGGUUUGGAUGACUGCGUGGUUUAUGAAAAGUAUACAGAGCAGCACAUCCAAGGUGAAGAUUGUCCAGUUGAUACGAGAACCAAGAUGUUCGAUCUAUCGAAGGAGGAGUACAGGUUUUCCAGCACUAAUAAAAGAAUAAACAAGGAUCUAACAGUGGGAAGAUUCGGACAAACUUACUACUUGGAAGAGCAGAAGAAGAGACUACCGUCACAGACGAGAUCCUACAAACGAUUUUAAGAUUGUUUUCUGAAGAAACAUUACACGCAAUAGAAUAAGAUGCUAAUUGAAAGAUUGCCUUCUUAUCGACAUGAGGAGUAGCUUCUUGCUAAAAGUAUCGAUUUUCUACUAUUAAUCAAUUCGAACGAAUUUCUCUCAGUGGUUGAAAAGCUUUGAUGAGUUAUUCAGUUCAAUACUUUUCCACUUUUAUUUACCAGGCAUGGAGUAAUGAAAUCAUAGAUUUUCAGAGCAGUAAUUAGACAUAAUAUCUAUCCCUCAUAAUUUUUAAGAUUUGUUACCCUUGAAUGAGCUGAGUUGGCCAGUUCAAAUUAUUGUAUAAUACUACUUUUAUGGUAAAUGUAAAUACAUUUUGGUAAAUUAAUAGAUCAAAACCAUCCAGACUCGAUUAAUGAAGUGAUUAAACUGGAAUUCUAGUGCAAUAAGGAAUUCAAACUUGGCUGUAAAGCAAUUACAAUACUCGUAUUUCCUCUCUAGAUGUAAAGCUAACAUCCAGCUCUAUCCAGGCAACUGAAGGCAAACAUAGCUGUCUUAUGUAGGCCUUUCUAUAAAAGAUUCAUGAUCAAUCUAUCUUUCCAAGAAUAUAAAGAGCUGUAAACAUUACUUUGAUCAAAAAAGUUUAAAUUUUUUCCAUUAUGGAUGAAAUAAAAUUUUACUACAGACAAUAA